Molecule: messenger RNA, 3243 nt
Organism: Capra hircus (goat)
Lineage: Eukaryota; Metazoa; Chordata; Mammalia; Artiodactyla; Bovidae
Gene: NT5DC1
Product: 5'-nucleotidase domain containing 1
Exons: 12
Coding region: 147-1505 (452 amino acids)
Molecular function (GO): 5'-nucleotidase activity
Source: RefSeq, a predicted model, not a curated record
CGCGGGAAGCGCGCGGGGCCGCCGUGCGGCGUCCGGAGCCCCGCCCCGCUCCGCCGCGUCCCGCCGGGGAGUCCCGCAGCGUCCUGCCCGCGUGCUCUUCGCCACCUUCCGGCGUCCACGCAGUCGCUGGAGCUCCGCGCGCAACUAUGGCUCAGCACUUCUCCCUGGCCGCCUGCGACGUGGUCGGCUUCGACCUGGACCACACUCUGUGUUGCUACAACCUGCCCGAGAGCGCCCGGCUCAUUUAUAAUAGCUUUGCUCAGUUCCUGGUCAAGGAGAAAGGGUAUGACAAGGGAUUGCUCACGGUAACCCCAGAGGAUUGGGAUUUCUGUUGCAAGGGCUUGGCACUGGAUCUGGAAGAUGGGAACUUCAUUAAACUUGCAGAUAACGGCACCGUGCUCAGGGCCAGCCACGGCACAAAGAUGCUGUCUCCGGAGGCGCUGGCGGCAGAGUUUGGCAGGAAGGAGUGGAAGCACUUCAUGCCGGACACGGGAAUGGCCUUCCGGUCAGGAAAAUACUACUUUUAUGAUAACUACUUUGACCUGCCUGGAGCUCUUCUAUGUGCCAGAGUGGUAGACUCUUUAACAAAGCAGAACAAUGGUCAAAAACCAUUUGAUUUUUGGAAGGAUAUAGUUGCUGGUAUACAACAUAAUUAUAAGAUGUCAGCUUUUAAAGAAAACUGUGGAAUAUAUUUUCCAGAAAUAAAAAGAGAUCCAGGCAAAUAUUUACACACUUGUCCGGAAUCAGUAAAAAAAUGGCUUCGACAGCUAAAGAAUGCUGGCAAAAUCCUUAUGUUAAUUACCAGUUCUCACAGUGAUUACUGUAGACUCCUCUGCGAAUAUAUCCUUGGGAAUGAUUUUGAAGAUCUUUUUGACAUUGUGAUUACAAAUGCAUUGAAGCCUGGCUUCUUCUCUCAUUUACCAAGUCAGAGGCCUUUCCGGACACUUGAGAAUGAUGAGGAGCGGGAGGCGCUGCCAUCUCUGGAUAAACCUGGCUGGUACUCCCAAGGGAAUGCUGCCCACCUUUAUGAACUUCUGAAGAAAAUGACUGGCAAACCUGAACCCAAGGUUGUUUACUUUGGUGAUAGCAUGCAUUCAGAUAUUUUCCCAGCCUGUCAUUAUAGUAAUUGGGAGACAGUCCUUAUCCUCGAAGAGCUCCGAGGGGACAAAGAUGGGAAGCCUGAGGAAUCAGAACCUGAAGAGAAAAAAGGAAAAUAUGAGGGAUCAAAGGCAAAGCCUCUAAAUACAUCAUCUAAAAAAUGGGGCUCCUUUUUUAUUGAUUCAGCUUCCGGACUGGGAAAUAGAGAAGAUUCCUUGGUUUAUACAUGGUCUUGUAAGCGAAUCAGUGCUUACAGCACUAUUGCAAUUCCAAGUAUUGAAGCAAUAGCAGAAUUACCCCUGGACUACAAAUUUACAAGGUUCUCUUCAAAUAAUUCAAAAACAGCAGGCUAUUAUCCAAACCCUCCAUUGGUCUUAUCAAAUGCUGGAAAACUGACCGCCAAAUAAACUAUCUUUACCAAAAAAUGAGUGAAAAACCAUAUAUGCAGCAAAUGUACUGUAAAAAUGUUAAUUUUCAAAAACUACUGUAAAAUGCUUUAUAGAAACAAAAUUAUUAAUGAAACGUGACCAAGAAAUUGGUAUGUUUUCCAUAGGGCUCCUUUCUAUAGAGAUUGUCUUGAUACCCAAUGACACUCGUUAUGUUAAAAUCUCAGUAUCUUAGAGUUGAAAAGAAUCUUACUAAUAUUUUCUAUACUAGUAGUUCUGAAAUUAGAAUUACCUGGGGCUAUAUAUACACAUGGAAAAGGCAACCGCACGCUACUCCAGUACUCUUGCCUGGAAAGUCGCAUGGACAGAGGAGCCUGGUAGGCUGCAGUUCAUGGGGUUGUGAAGAGUCGGACACGACUGAGCGAGUUCCCUUUCACUUUUCACUUUCAUGCGUUGGAGAAGGAAAUGGCAACCCACUCGUAGCAGCACAUGCAAACUUGAUAGAAGUGUAAAUUUGCACACCCCAUCCCAGACCUACAGAAUGAGAAAAUCUGGGACUGUGACCCAGCAAUCUGCAUUUAAUUAUAGUAUGACUCACACUAAAGUUUAAGAACCACUGGCUAAACUUAUUACCUCCAGAUAUGGUUUAAUUGGUCUGGGGGUACAGAUGAACAUUGACAACUUUAAUAUGUCCCAGGAAAAUGCAGCCAAAAUUGAGAAUAACUGGUCUAUACCUGUUGUUUCCAUUUAUAGUCAAAAACACCAAGUCUAGUAAGAUUAAAUAAUUAUUCCAAACUAUCAGAUUUUAUACUAUUUUCCUAAUUUCCAAAACAAGGAGAUAGACAUGAUGUCUUCUGAGACCUUGCAGCCAUGAUGGGACCUGGAUGAUAGAAGAAGCCAACUAUUUCAGCCUCCAGUGUUAAUCAUUAGGGGUUUUUUUUUCCCUCCCUAAUGUUUUCUUCAUUUUCCUCCCUAAUGUCUACUUCACUUUUCAUUCAGUUUAAGUUGUUUAUUCUCAGUGGGGCAAAAAUUGGUUCUUGGUGUAAAAAAAAUCUUAACACAGUGGAUUAUGGUUCUCCAUAUCUCUAUUCUACACAAUAAAAUCUUAUUCCUUAGUAUUUCUCUCAUUAGGGAGAAGUGUAAUUUAAAGCUAAAUUUGUUAAAUGUAUUUUUUUCUUCUAGGGCACGGGGCAGUGAUAAUGAAAAAAGAGGUUGAAAAGAAUUAUUUUUAAAAGGUUUUAUAGAUGUAUUGCCGUCCAGGGUGUUCUGUGUGCUACAUGUAGUCAUCUUAGUAGCGGUUUGUUGCAAGAUGUUUGGACCCAGAUAAUGUUUACAGUAUAAAUUCCUGGCUCUUCUUUAUGCUGUAAUUUCACUCUGUCCAUCAUGGACAGAAUCAGAAAACACUGGUCACCAUCAUUUUACUUGGUUUGUAGCCAAGAGUUUAACAUGUUGAUAGAUGCAAUGAAAAGAUAAAUAUUUUGUUAAAUUUUUAAAUGCUCAAAUAAUCCCAAAUAUAUUGUGGGAUUGAGUAUCUCAGGGUAGGUAAACAGUUACUGAAUUUUUUUCCCUCAAAGGCAGUAGCUUUCUUCAAUAUCUGCUAAUAAAUGUUAAUGGCUUUGAAAUUGAUUUCCAAAAUCUCAUUGGAAUAUAAUAAAGAGCAUGCACAAUCAAGCUUAGGGCUCAAGUGAAAGAUGCUGUUUUCAUGUAUACUUUCAUGUAGACCUUUGAUUUCUUUUAAAAAUAAAGCUAUUUUUCCUUA